AUGGUGGUUAUGGUGGUAGUUCCGGCGGCGGCGGUUAUCCGGCGACGGCGACGGUGGUUGUCCAGCGAUGGUGACAGUGGUUGUCCGGCGACGGUGGUUGUCCGGCGACGGCGGCGGUGGUUGUCCGGCGAUGGUGACGGUGGUUGUCCGGCGGUGGCGGCGGCGGUUUUCCGGCAACGGCGGUGGUUGCCGGCGAUGGUCGUUAUGGUGGUGAUUCCGGCGGCGUCGGUUUUCCGGCGACGGUGGUUGUGGUUGUCCGGCGGCGGAGGUGGUUGUCCGGCGGUGGAGGUGGUUGGCCGGCGGCGGAGGUGGUUGGCCGGCGGCGGUGGUUAUCCGGCAGCGGUGGUUGUAGUGGUGGUUAGUGGUGUUAGUGGUGGGGAUAAAAUUGUAAUAAUAUAUAUUACAUAUGUUAUAUUGUUAGGUUGUUUUUAUUGGUUAGUUUGUUAA
Molecule: messenger RNA, 447 nt
Organism: Arabidopsis thaliana (thale cress)
Lineage: Eukaryota; Viridiplantae; Streptophyta; Magnoliopsida; Brassicales; Brassicaceae
Exons: 1
Coding region: 1-447 (148 amino acids)
Source: RefSeq, marked reviewed